GGCGCUCGUGCCUGCUCGCCCCGCGCCGCUCGCCGCCGGGGGCGGGAGGAGAGGCGGGCGGGCCGUGGAGCAGGGCCGCUUUGUCUGCGGGAAAGUUUGGAAGCGAGGCGCGGCCCCGGCACCUGCCGAGGGGCGGCGGGACGCCUAUCUCCGGCGCGGCGCCGCCUCCUCUCCCUGCAGCACGCUCCUCUCGCUCGCGGCCGGCCAUGGGCGCCUGGCUGCCGCUGUGCCUGCUCGGCGCCGCGCUGGCCGCCUCCGCCUCAGGUGCCUGUGUCUAUCAAGGCUUGUUGUUUGAGAAUAACACAAUUUGGAAGCCAGAUUCUUGUCAAGAUUGCAGUUGCCAAAGCAAUGUUGUUACCUGUGAACCUACUAUCUGCAAACAUCCUCACUGUGACUUUGAGAAGGGAGAAGUGCUCCAAAUAGCCCCAAACAAAUGUUGCCCUGAAUGUGCCUCCCAAACUGAAGGAUAUUGCCAGCAUGAAGGACAGAUCCACAGCCAUGGCACGCAGUGGGCCAGCUCUGGAUGUGUCCUGUGCUCCUGUGCCCAUGGGAAGGUGAGCUGCACCCCCAUAGCCUGCCCAGUCCUCACCUGUGGAAGAGAUGAACUGCCAUACAUUGCCCAGGGAGAAUGUUGUCCCAUGUGUGUGGGCCUUGGUGAACCCUGCUACUUUGAUGGCCAUUUGUUCCGGGAUGGUGAAGAGUGGCGCCUUGGUCGGUGCUCCAAGUGUGUCUGCAGGGAUGGAAUGACUCAGUGCUUCACAGCUUCCUGCGAGGCUGUUCUGUGCAAACAGGAUGAAGUUUUGGUUAUGUCUCCUGGAAAAUGCUGUCCAGAAUGUGUUCCAAAUUCCUGCUCGGUGUCAGGAAGGGUGUACCAGCACGGCGAACAGUGGAAAAAAAAUGCCUGCAGUGUAUGUGUGUGUCAUAGAGGGGCCGUCAGAUGUCUGAAAGAAACCUGUGACUCUGUUAUUUGUGAGAAGGGGCAGAUCAAAGUGCAGCGUUCUGGGAAGUGCUGUGAGGAGUGUGUGUCUUCCAAGAAAAACUGCUUGUAUGAUGGCGCUAUCAGGUACCAUGGUGAGAUGUGGAAUAUUACUCGCUGUGACUUCUGUGUAUGUGAUGAAGGCCAAGUGACUUGUCACAAAGCAGAGUGUGACAAAGUGGAAUGUGCCAAGGGUGAAGAAUUAAUUCACUUAGAUGGGAAGUGCUGUCCUGAAUGUAUUUCAAACAAUGGUCACUGUGUUUACAAAGAACAUGCCAAAGCUAGUGGAGAGACGUGGAAGGAAGGGCUGUGCAGAGAGUGUGAAUGCCGCGAUGCAGAGGUGGUCUGCUUUCAGCGCUCCUGUCUGCCCUGCCCACCAGGCAGCAUGGCUGUGAGGGAGAAGGGUGAUUGCUGUCCACGCUGCCAGCCAGGGAAGUGUCACCCAGACUGUUUGACCUGCUCUCAGUCCUCUGAUCACUGUAUUGCCUGCCGUGAUGUGAAGAAGCGGCUGCAGAAUGGACGCUGUGUGGAGACGUGUGGGUCAGGCUUCUAUCAGGAUGGGGGGACUUGCUUAGCCUGCAAUGAAACGUGCUCAGCCUGUAUGAAUGGCUUCGAGUGUUCCUCGUGCCGGACAUCACUGCUGAUGAAGAAUGGGCAGUGUGUGACUUCAUGUGGGAAGGGAUUCUUUCAGGAUCAACUCAUAUGUGCAGCUUGUCACAAGUCCUGUUCCUCGUGCUGGGGACCUGCUGACAACAAUUGUUUCUCCUGCAAGGACACGUCGCAUGUGCUAAAAGCAGGGCUCUGUGUGGCCAGCUGUGGAAAGGGAUUUUAUGAGAAGGAUGGAAUCUGCAACGUUUGUGACCGGUCCUGUGAAACGUGCACUGCAGCCCAGCCCAGUUGUUUAACCUGUGCUUCAGAUAAAGUGUUACACAAUGGGAAGUGCAUUUCAGAGUGCCCAGGUGGAUAUUUCCCAGGCAGCAAUGGAAAAUGCAGGGCUUGUCAUGAUUCGUGCUCCACGUGUGAGGGACCUCUGGCCACUCACUGUACCUCCUGUUCCCUUCCUCUGGCUUUGCACCAGGGCCAGUGCCUGCAGAGCUGUGGAGUGGGCUUUUAUCUGGAUCACAACAUUUGCAGGGGUUGCCACCCAUCCUGCCGUACCUGCGUUGGCCCAGAGGCCUCUCAUUGCCUGCAGUGCUGGGCACCAGAGGAUGUGCUGCAGCCCCAUCAACCUGUGGAAGGAGCUGUGCACGGCUUUUGCCUCUCACACUGCCAGGCUCAGUUCUACCUGGAUGUCACAGGAGUCUGCAGACAGUGCCACUCCUCCUGUGCAGGCUGCAUAGGGAACACUUCCCAGGACUGUACAGCCUGUCUGUCUUCACACCUCCUGCUCGAGGGCAGAUGCCUCUCCAGGUGUCCAGAGGGGUUGUUCAGCCAGCAAGAUCACUGCUCCUCCUGCCAUCCAUCAUGCAAGACAUGCCAUGGCCCUUCUGAUUUGGAGUGCUUAACCUGCCAUCCCCACGCAACUCUGGCUGCUGGAAGGUGCAGGACUAGCUGCAAGGAAGAGCAGUAUCUCAACUUGGUGGGAUAUUGUGUGGACUGCCAUCCUUUGUGCCGUCAGUGUGUGGCCAACCUGUGGGACACUGGCAGCCUCUGUCUCAAGUGCCAGAACGCCCGUCACUUGCUCCUCGGUGAUCACUGCGUUCCUGACUGUCCCAUGGGAUACUACACAGAGAGCGGUGCCUGCAAACGAUGUCAUCCCUCAUGUAAAACCUGCAAAGGUAGGGGUCCUCUUUCCUGCUCCUCCUGCAACACCAGCCUGGUUCUGUCCCACACCAAAAUGUGCGUUACAGUCUGUUCUCCAGGAUACUACAAGGAUGAGAGCCAGACCUGCAAACCUUGCAACAGCCAGUGCCGGAGCUGUGAAUCAGCUACUGGCUGUACAUCUUGUAGAGAUCCAGCUAAGGUUCUUUUAUUUGGAGAAUGCCAGUAUGAGAACUGUGCUCAGCAGUAUUAUUUGGACUUUUCUACUAGGACUUGCAAAGAGUGUGACUGGAGCUGUAAUGCUUGUAAAGGCCCCCUGAGGACCGACUGCCUGCAGUGUAUGGAGAGCAGUGUUCUCCACGAAGGAGCUUGUGUGGAACAGUGCCCCACAGGUUUCUACAAGGAGUCAGAUACGUGCCAGAGGUGUGAUCAACAUUGCCUUCAGUGUCACCAACCAAAUGAGUGCAGCCUUUGUGAAGCUCCGUUUUUCCUCUUGGACACUCAGUGUGUUUAUAAGUGUGGGAAGGGAUAUUACACAGACCAUGCACAGCAAAAAUGCAUGGCUUGUCCUCAUGGAUGCUUGGAGUGUGAUAGUGACAGCCUUUGCCACCUCUGUGACAGCAACACUUUUCUGAAAAACAAGAUUUGUGUUUCUGCCUGUGGACAGGGAUUCUAUGGCAGCAAGUGGACCAGAGAGUGUGAAGUCAGCAGGCAUCCUUCAAGCUUCCAUGUAAACAGUACCCUCACAGUAGGGAUUGGUGGGGUAAAGCCCCUAGACCUCUCCUUACUGGAUGUGCAUGAUCUGGAUGGUGACACAGAACAGCUCUUGUUCCAUAUUGACAGUGCUCCCUCCAAUGGCAGGCUAGUGAUGGUGGUGAAUGGGAAAGAAGUGCAGCUGAGCAAAGGUGACCACUUCAGCUUCAAGGAUGUGAAGGAGAAUAGAGUCCGCUUUGUGCACAGCAGAGAGAAAUCCAGGAAAGGACAGCUUUCCUUGAGGGUCAGCGAUCAGCAGUUCUCCCAUCCUGAGGUGAUCAACAUUCAAACAUUUUCAACACAGGCCCCUUAUCUGCUGAGAAAUGAGGCUCUCCUUGUCCACAGAGGGGAAAUUGGAACUAUAACAGACGUAUUGCUUGAUGUGAGAGAUGGUGACAAUCCUCAGGAUGUCAUGUUGAUGGUUUUAGAGCCUCCACGUCAUGGUCAGAUGAUCAAACCUCCCAAGGACUCAGCUUCUUCGAUCUACAUGUUCCACCUCAAUGACCUUGCUGGUGGACUGCUACGUUAUGCUCAUGAUGGCUCUGACACCCAGGAUGAUGUGGUUCUUCUGCAAGUGAACGAUGGGUACCACUUCCAGAACAUCCUGUUCCACAUUAAGAUUGCUCCCAAGACUUACAGAAGCCCUCGGCUGGUGACAAAUUCCCUGGUCUGGGUGCCCCAGGGAGGCAUGCUGCAGAUCUCCACGACAAUUCUGCACGCUGAGGUACCUGGAGCCCGUGACUCUGAGAUAACCUACAACAUCAAGGACCAGCCAAGACAUGGUGAAGUGGUGCUUCUGGUCCCAAUGCCAGCAGAUGGCCCAGCGGAGUCAUGGCAGCUUUUGCCUGAUGGAAGAGCAGCCUCACCUACAACCUCUUUUACCCAGCAGGACAUCAACAAUGGCAUUGUGUGGUACAGGCACUCUGGAACUCAAGUAGAGAGUGACUCCUUUCAGUUCCAGGUGUCCAGCUCUGCCAGUCCACAAGCCAGCUUGGAAAGCCACGUGUUCAAUGUUGCUGUGCUCCCACAGACACCCAGAGCACCUCAGCUUUCCCUUGGCUCCUCUUUGCACAUGGCUGUUCUGGAGGACCGCGUGACAGUGAUUGAGCCCCAUCACCUCUCCUUUGUGGACCCAGAGAUACCCAGUGAGAAAAUCCUGUUCAACGUGACUGUCCCUCUCCUUCCUGGCCAAGGUAUUGUGGAGCAUAGAGACAGGCCUCUCUCCCCAGUCAGGUAUUUCACUCAAGCAGAUAUAAACCAUGGCAAGAUUGCUUAUCGUCCACCAACUGCAGCUCCACACUUGAGAGAGAUUAUUGCAUUCUCAUUUGCAGGUCUCCCAGAGUCAGUGAACUUCCGAUUUACAGUGUCAGGUGGAGAGCACACAACCCCAGAGAUGGUGUUUGUCAUUCACUUGCUCUCUGCAGAGCAGCAGCCUCCAGUCUUCCAGAUCGCAGCUCCUUUCCUGGAGGUCAACCAGGGGGGCAAGGCCACCAUCGGGAUCCAGUUGGCUGUGAGCGACACAGAUACAGCUCCUGAGGGCCUCUUCUUUGAGCUGGUGAAACCUCCCCAUCAUGGCAUCGUGCUCAAGCAUGGUGCAGGUGUGCAGGAGCACAUGAGAGCAGGUGACACCUUCACCUAUGAAGACGUCACUCGAAAUGCUCUGCAGUACGUGCAUGAUGGUUCAGCAGCAGCAGAAGACAGCAUGGAAAUCUCUGUCACCGAUGGCGUCACCACAGUGACCACAGUGCUGAGGGUGGAAGUGUCCCUGUUGGAUAACAGCGGUCCACAGCUGGCUCCAGGCUGCCUCUUGGCAAUCACUGUGGCUAGUAAAAGCUCUGCAACUCUCUCUCGAUUGCACCUUGCUUAUACUGACAACAAUUCUCCUGACUCAGAGAUAAGAAUCCAGUUAAUAUCUCUGCCCACAUACGGCACCCUCUUACGGACAUCUGGCUCUCAUGAUGAAGAGCUUUCUAGGGUUUAUAACUUCACCAUGGAAGACAUCAACAACCAGAGGAUCAGUUACGCGACUGUGUUUGAGACAAGCAAUCAGCCAGUUACGGAUGUCUUUCACUUCUCUGUUUUUGAUGCUGAUAAUAACCGGCUUGACAGACAGAUGUUUACCAUCACCAUCACGUCCGCCCUGGCAGUACCGUCACUCAUUGUGUUUGCUGACCAUAUCAUUGUGGAUGAGGGGGGCAGGGUCCCACUUCUGGCUCAUCACCACUUAGCUGCUGAUUAUGAUACUGCUGCCAAGGAAGACCUGAGGGUCACAGUUAUCACUCUACCUAUGUAUGGCUACAUUGAAAACACUAAAACAGGUGAGAGUUUUGGACCUCAGAGUGCUGUUACCACAGAUGCAUCCUUCUCCAUUCAAGAUGUUCUAGAGAACAGCAUUUACUACUUUCAGAGCGUCCACGAAAGCAUUGAGCCAACAAGUGAUGUUUUCAGCUUUUACGUGAGCGAUGGCUUCAGCCAGUCUGAGGUGCACAGCAUCAACAUCACUAUUCAGCGGCGGAACGAUGAGCCCCCAAAGAUGGUGUUGGAGCCUGUCAGAGUGCAUGAGAGCUCUAGUGUGGUUGUUACCAACGCCUCGCUCAACCUGCAGGACCUGGACACCCAGAACAGUGAGCUUGUCAUUGUGGUUACUAAAAGUCCUGAACAUGGUCACCUUCGCAGAAGGCAGACUGCUGUGGAGCCCCUAGAGCAUGGACACGUGCUGUCUUUGGGCUCAUCCUUCACCUACCAGGACAUUUUGGAUGAGCUGAUUGUUUAUUCUCAGAGCGGUGCAGAAGCGCAGACGGAUGAAUUUGGCUUCUCCAUUACAGAUGGUCUCUACAUGCAGACAGGGAAGCUGGAGUUCUCCAUGGAGUUGCCAAAGAAGCAGCUGCCCACAUUGACUGUCAACAGGGUCCUGCAGCUCCCCACUGGCUCUGCAGCACGCAUCACGGAUCAACACUUGAAAGCAGCAGCUGUUUAUCCAGGUGACACAAUGAUCAGAUAUGUCAUGAAGAGAGAUCCCAGCAUGGGCCGUCUGCAGUUGACUGAUACUGAUAAUCCAGUCGAGAUCUCUGUCAGAGGGCCUGUCAAAAGUUUUACCCAGGCUAAUAUAAAGAAAGGGCAAGUGGUUUACAGUCACAAGAAGGGGGAUCCUGGUGGAAAUUUUGCCUUCACCUUUGAUGUGAUUGAUGCAGAUGGCAACAGGCUGAUGGACCAGUUUUUUCAUAUUAGUGUAUUAGAGGACAGAUUCCCGCCCUCUAUCAUCACUAACACAGGACUGGUCUUAGAUGAGAACUCCUCAAAGAAGAUCACAACGCUGCAGCUCUCUGCCACUGACCAGGACAGUGAGCCAGCCCAGCUCCAAUACAAGCUCACCAAGCAGCCACAGCUGGGGCACCUGGAGCAUGCAGCCUCCCCAGGGAUAAAAAUCAGUUCUUUCAGCCAGGCAGACUUGGCCUCUCGCAGCAUCCAGUAUGUUCACACUAGUGACACUGAAAAGCAUACAGAUGCCUUCACCUUCUCUGUGUCUGAUGGAACAAAUGAGGUCAGCCAGACAUUUGACAUCACCAUAAACCCUGUGGAUGAUUCCUUACCGGUAGUGCAAAGCCUUGGGAUGAGAGUUCAGGAAGGUGUGAGAAAAACCAUCACAGAGUUUGAGCUUAAAGCAACAGAUGCUGACACAAAGGCUGAGGCAAUUACAUUCACAGUUGUGCAGCCCCCUCGACACGGCCUGAUUGAACACACCAGCAAUGGGCAGCAUUACCACCAAACCACCACCUUCACCAUGGAUGACAUUUACCAGAACCGCAUCAGCUACAGUCACGAUGGAAGCAACUCGUUGAAGGAUCGCUUUGCUUUCACUGUGUCCGAUGGGACCAAUCCCUUCUUCGUUAUGGAGGAUGGGGGGAAAAAGGUUAUGACAGCAGCACCGCAGCGCUUCAGAAUGGACAUUCUCCCUGUGGAUGAUGGGACACCCAGGGUGGUCACCAACCAGGGUUUGCAAUGGCUGGAGUAUGUGGAUGGCAAGGCAACCAAUCUAAUCACUAAGAAGGAAUUACUGACCACCGAUCCCGACACAGAUGACAAACAGCUGAUCUAUGAGAUAACAAAUGUUCCCAGGAAUGGUUAUGUGGAGAACAAGCUGAAACCAGGAACAACUGUGACCACAUUUUCUCAGGAGGAUGUGAACCAGGGCCUUAUUCAGUAUGUGUUGCAUGAGGAGAAGGUUCAGGAGACUACAGACAGUUUUCAGUUUCUCGUGAAGGACAGCAAACCCAAUGUGGUCCGUGGCAAUGUCUUCCACAUUCAGUGGUCUCUCCUCAGCUUUACGUACAGCAGCUACAACGUCAGUGAGAGUGCUGGCUCUGUGAGCGUCACCGUGCGGCGGAUUGGUAACCUCAACCAGUAUGCCAUUGUCUUGUGCCGCACGGAGCAGGGAACAGCCACUUCCAGCUCUGGUUCACAGUCUGGAGAGCAGGACUAUGUGGAGUACGCAGGACAGGUGCAGUUUGAAGAGCGGGAAGACACCAAGGCCUGCACCAUCGUCAUUAACGAUGAUGACGUCUUUGAGAGCUCCGAGAGCUUCACUGUGGAGCUCAGCAUGCCAGCCUAUGCUCUGCUGGGGAACAUCACCCAGGCCACAGUCACCAUCACAGACACUGAGGAUGAGCCCAUGCUGCAGUUCGACAAGAAGACGUACCACGUCAGUGAGAGUGCUGGGUUUCUCUCUGCGCCUGUUGAAAGGAAAGGAGAUGCUGGCAGCACUGUGUCUGCUGUCUGCUACACUGUUCCCAAAUCAGCCAAAGGAAGCAGCCUUUAUAUGCUGGAGUCUGGCUCUGACUUCAAGUCCCGAGGGAUGACAGAAGACAGCCGCAUAGUUUUUGGACCAGGUGUUACCAUGUCGACUUGUGAUGUCAUGCUGAUCGAUGACAGUGAAUAUGAAGAAGAAGAGGAGUUUGAGAUAGUAUUGGCCGAUGCUUCGGAAAACGCACGCAUUGGCAGCCGGGCUUCAGCCAGCGUCUUCAUCGGUGGUCCCAAUGAUGCCUCAACAGUGUUCCUGGGAAAUGCCACAUUCACCGUCAGUGAGGCUGCAGGAAACAUUGAAAUUCCAGUUCUCCGGCACGGACCUGAUCUUUCAACCCCCACAUCAGUGUGGUGUGCCACUCGGACAUCAGACCCUCCAUCUGCCAGCCCAGGAGUCGAUUAUGUCCCCAGCUCCAGAAAAAUAGAGUUCAGGCCAGGCAAGACAGAAGAGUUCUGCACUCUGACAAUCCUGGAUGAUGCUCAGUACCCAGUGAUAGAAGGGCUGGAGACAUUUGUUGUUUAUCUCAGCUCACCCCAUGGAGCUGAGCUGAUAAAGCCCUUCCAAGCAAUUGUGGCCAUUAAUGACAUCAUCCAAGAUGUACCAAGCAUGCAGUUCACCAAGGAUGUGUUCACAGUGAGGGAAAAGGAGGGUGCACUACACAUCCCCAUCUUCCGCACCGGCGACCUGAGCUAUGAGUCUUCUGUGAGGUGCUACACCCAGAGCCAGACAGCAGAGGUCACGGAGGACUUUGCAGAGAGGAGAAAUGCAGACGAGUCCCGCAUCACUUUCUUGAAAGGGGAGAAGGUGAAAAACUGCAGUGUUUACAUCCGUGAUGACUCUGCCUUUGAACCAGAGGAGCAGUUCCAUGUCUAUCUUGGUAGUCCGCUUGGAAACCAUUGGAGUGGAGCUAGGAUUGGAAAGACAGACAUGGCAACUGUGACCAUCACCAAUGAUGAAGACGCACCCACCAUUGAGUUUGAGGAAGCUGCAUACCAAGUACGGGAGCCACCUGGACCAGAGGGCGUCACUGCUUUAAAUAUCAAAGUGGUCCGGAGAGGAGAUCAGAACAGGACCUCAAAAGUGCGCUGUAGCACUCGUGAUGGCUCAGCUCAGGCCGGAGUGGAUUACUACCCCAAGAGUCGAGUGCUCAAAUUCAGCCCAGGUGUGGACCACAUCAUGUUUAAGGUGGAGAUUAUGUCCAAUGAAGAUCGGGAAUGGCAUGAGUCCUUUUCUCUGGUGCUGGGUCCAGAUGACCCAGUGGAAGCUGUUCUUGGAGAUAUCAGCACUGCAACAGUGACUAUUUUGGAUCAGGAGGCAUCAGGCAGCCUCAUUCUGCCAGCACCUCCUGUGGUUGUCUCCCUGGCUGAUUAUGACCGUGUGGAAGAGGCCACCAAGAAUGGUGCUAAGAAAUCCCCUUCUCCAGGCUAUCCGCUCAUCUGUGUCACUCCCUGUGACCCUCACUUCCCCAAGUUCAUGGUUACGAAGGAGCGCUGCAGCGAGGCUGGGAUCAACCAGUCUUCCAUACAGUUUAGCUGGGAAGUAGCAACCCCCACAGAUGGGAAUGGGGCCAGGUCACCUUUUGAAACCAUCACUGACAACACACCAUUCACCAGCGUCAACCAUAAGGUGCUGGACAGCAUUUAUUUCAGCCGGCGGUUCCACGUGCGCUGUGUGGCCAAGGCUGUGGACAAGGCUGGCCAUGUGGGCACCCCCUUGAGGAGCAACACAGUUACUAUAGGGACAGACAGUGCCAUCUGUCACACUCCUGUGGUCGCUGGGACAGCUCGAGGCUUCCAGGCACAGUCGUUUGUUGCCACUCUGAAGUACCUGGAUGUCAAACACAAGGAGCAUCCCAACAGGAUUCACAUCUCGGUUCAGAUCCCGCACCAGGAUGGUAUGCUGCCCCUCAUCUCCACCCUGCCACUACACAAUCUGCAUUUCCUGCUCUCUGAGUCUAUCUACAGACAUCAGCAUGUCUGCUCAAACCUGGUCACCAUCAGAGACCUUAAAGGCAUCUCAGAGGCAGGAUUCCUUGAUGAAGUGACAUACGAAAGCAUUGUUCUUGGUCCUGGUUAUGACCGCCCUUACCAGUUCGACCCCACGGUGAGAGAGCCAAAGACAAUCCAGCUGUACAAGCACCUCAAUCUGAAGAGCUGCAUAUGGACCUUUGAUGCCUAUUACGACAUGACUGAAUUAAUUGAUGUCUGCGGAGGCUCUGUAACUGCUGACUUCCAGGUACGGGACUCUGCUCAGUCCUUCUUAACAGUCCACGUCCCCCUCUACGUGUCCUAUAUUUACGUGACAGCGCCAAGAGGUUGGGCUUCUCUUGAGCAUCACACAGAGAUGGAGUUCUCCUUUUUCUACGACACUGUUCUGUGGAGGACAGGGAUUCAGACGGACAGCGUCCUCUCAGCCCGGCUGCAGAUAAUCAGGAUCUACAUCCGUGAGGAUGGCCGACUGGUUAUUGAGUUCAAGACCCAGGCCAAGUUCAGAGGGCUCUUUGUAAUGGAGCACCACAGUUUGCCAGAUAUGAAGUCAUCUUUAAUGACUCCAGACCAUCUGGGAGGGAUCGAAUUUGACCUGCAGCUGCUGUGGAGUGCUCAGACUUUCGACUCUCCCUACCAGCUCUGGAGAGCAACCAGCUCUUAUAACAGGAAGGACUACUCUGGAGAGUACACAAUCCUCUUAAUUCCUUGUACUGUGCAGCCAACGCAGCCAUGGAUAGAGCCUGGAGACAAGCCCCUGCCCUGUACAGCUCAUGCUCCUGAGCGAUUUUUGAUCCCGAUUGCCUUCCAGCAGACAAACCGCCCAGUUCCUGUUGUCUACUCCCUAAACACAGAGUUUCAGCUCUGUAACAAUGAGAAGGUGUUUCUGAUGGAUCCCACCAAGUCUGAAAUGUCUCUGGCAGAAAUGGAUUACAAAGGGGCUUUUUCAAAAGGGCAAAUCCUGUACGGCCGUGUACUCUGGAAUCCUGAACAAAACCUAAAUGCUGCUUACAAACUGCAGCUGGAGAAAGUCUACCUGUGCACCGGCAAGGAUGGCUAUGUGCCCUUCUUUGACCCAACAGGAACUGUCUAUAAUGAGGGGCCUCAGUAUGGCUGUAUUCAACCCAACAAACACCUGAAACACAGAUUUCUCCUCUUGGACCGAAACCAACCAGAGGUCACAGAUAAGUAUUUCCAUGAUGUGCCUUUUGAUGCCCACUUUGCCUCUGAACUGUCUGAGUUUCACUCAGUAAGCAGCAUGCCUGGUGUGGAUGGAUUUACUCUCAAGGUGGAUGCUCUCUACAAGGUGGAAGCUGGACAUCAGUGGUACCUUCAAGUAAUCUACAUAAUAGGCCCGGAGAGCAUUGCAGGGCCUCGUGUUCAGCGAUCCCUUACUCACCACUUGAAGCGUGGCCGCAGAGACCUGGUUGACGGUGAUGGGAGGCUGAUGCUGGAUGACUCCUUAAUCUAUGAUAACGAGGGUGAUCAGGUCAAGAACGGCACCAACAUGAAGUCGCUGAUCUUGGAGAUGCAGGAAGCUGUGGUUGCAGCCUCCUUAUCGCAGACAGGUGCUUCCCUUGGGAGUGCAUUUGCUGCUGUCAUGCUGCUGUUGCUGGUGCUUUUGGGAGUCUGCCUUGUCACCAGGAAGUGCCGGACACUGCGGAGGAAGAGAGAGGCUGUUCAAGCUGCCCCAGAGGAGCACCCUCUGAACACUAAGGUGGAGCUGCCCAAGGGCACAGAGAAGGCAGUGAACAGUCAGUACUGCACCGUGAGGAACAUCAAUAUACUGAGGGAAACAGGAGGCAUCUCCAGUGUCAAAAGCAGGAAGGUGAAGCAGGUGAACUUAGAAGUUAAAGUCCACAAUAAUUUGCACGACGGAACAGAAGUUUAAUGGAGUGCGUACUUAUGUUUUGUAAAAGCCUUUUAUAACUUGUAAAAAGGAAAAAAAACCCACAGAAACAAAAACCAAAAGAUAAGUAUAAGUAUGCUGGUAUUUUUAUACUCUCAUGAGAAAAGGAGGAGCUCUGGCUUUGUGUGAUGCACAGCAGCCCAGGCGGUCACUGCUCUGCCUGUAGCUGAGCUCCUGCAUCACACACAACCGGUCCAUCUGAUGUUUGAGCAGGAGGGUUAUGUUGCAGGGGCAGAAAUCCCCUGGAGAAGGUGACACGGGCCUAUGGCAGGGCCUGGUUCAGCCCUCUUGAGGAGACCACAGUUCCCUGCAGGACUUUGGAGCACUUUUAGCGAUGUCUGGGAAACUUAAUGUGUUUGUGAAUCCACGUUGUUGAGCUUUGAGCACAACAGUGUGUGUGCCAGCAGGAUGUGGGAGCAGUUUGCUACCUGCCUAGGGAAAAAAGUAAGAGAAGUAAUAUAUCCUCAUGUAAUAUCAGAGGCAGAGUGACUUGAUUUGCUUCUUCAAAUGAAGCAAAACUACAAUAGAAGUUGAAAGUGCAGCCUCAGUGCUCAGUGGGACCUGGGGGGUUUGUUCUGCCUGAGCUUUGUGUUGCUGGCAGCUGGGCUGUAACCCUAUGGGACCUUUGCUACAGUGGUGCUCUCUGGGGUAGAUAUGGCAGUUAAGGGACAUGAAUUGUCACAUUUCACGGUGCUACAGAGUAAAGUUUGAA
This is a messenger RNA of Lagopus muta (rock ptarmigan), 12897 nucleotides long. It is a transcript of the gene FRAS1, whose product is annotated as Fraser extracellular matrix complex subunit 1. Gene Ontology annotation, cellular component: membrane. NCBI's taxonomy places the organism in Eukaryota, Metazoa, Chordata, Aves, Galliformes, Phasianidae. Gene Ontology annotation, biological process: cell communication. Gene Ontology annotation, molecular function: protein binding. Bases 207 to 12167 code for a protein of 3986 amino acids. The transcript is spliced from 73 exons. The record is from RefSeq and is a predicted model, not a curated record.